Andrographis paniculata is the source of this 417-nucleotide messenger RNA. Lineage: Eukaryota; Viridiplantae; Streptophyta; Magnoliopsida; Lamiales; Acanthaceae. The record is from the annotation of a RefSeq genome assembly.
AUGGCAAAAGCUAUACCGAGAACCGGUUCGCGUAGGAAUGUACGUAUUGGUUCACGUAAGAGUGCACGUAGAAUCCCAAAGGGAGUUAUUCAUGUUCAAGCAAGUUUCAAUAACACAAUUGUAACGGUUACAGAUGUACGGGGUCGGGUAGUCUCCUGGUCCUCGGCCGGUACUUGUGGAUUGAAGGGUACGAGAAGAGGGACACCCUUUGCCGCCCAAACAGCGGCAGCAAAUGCUAUUCGUACAGUAGUCGAUCAAGGUAUGCAACGAGCAGAAGUCAUGAUAAAAGGCCCCGGUCUCGGAAGAGACGCGGCAUUACGAGCUAUUUGUCGAAGUGGUAUACUAUUAACUUUUAUACGAGAUGUAACCCCUAUGCCACAUAAUGGCUGUAGACCCCCGAAAAAAAGACGUGUGUAG